Messenger RNA from Nothoprocta perdicaria, 726 nucleotides. It is a transcript of the gene PTRH2, whose product is annotated as peptidyl-tRNA hydrolase 2. The coding region runs from base 131 to 649 and encodes 172 amino acids. Gene Ontology annotation, cellular component: mitochondrion; cytosol. The transcript has 2 exons. NCBI's taxonomy places the organism in Eukaryota, Metazoa, Chordata, Aves, Tinamiformes, Tinamidae. The record is from RefSeq and is a predicted model, not a curated record. Gene Ontology annotation, biological process: negative regulation of anoikis; positive regulation of anoikis. Gene Ontology annotation, molecular function: peptidyl-tRNA hydrolase activity.
CAGGGCUCCCCCUGGGCCGGGACGCGUCGCGGGUCUCAGCGGUUCCCAAGGGCCGGGCGCGCUCGGCGAGAUCCCGGGGAGGGCCGGGCUGCAUCGUCGGCUUUGCUUUCAGCCUCCGGAGGCCCUCGCCAUGGAUUACCUCUCCAGGCCCGGGCUGCUCAGCGUCAUCGCGGGCGUCGCRUGCGGCGUUUGCCUGGGCUGGGGCAUUCGCGGGAGGCUCCUCAAGGGGCCCAAGGUGAGAGCGGCCGCAGCCCCCAACGAGCUGGGGAGCGAAGCCAACGUCAUGGGAGAGUCCGGGGAGUUCAAGAUGGUGCUGGUCGUCCGCAACGAUUUGAAGAUGGGCAAGGGCAAAGUAGCCGCCCAGUGUUCGCACGCGGCCGUGUCUGCCUACAAGCAAGUGCAGAGGAGAAACCCCGACCUCCUCAAGCAGUGGGAGUACUGCGGGCAGCCGAAGGUGGUGCUCAAGGCUCCCGAUGAAGAGGCUCUGGUGCAGCUCCUCGCAGACGCUAAACAGCGGGGCCUGACCGUGAGCUUAAUACAAGAUGCAGGUCGUACUCAGAUAGCGCCAGGCUCCCGGACAGUGCUCGGAAUUGGGCCGGGACCUGCCGAUGUAGUAGAUAAAGUUUCUGGUCAUCUAAAACUGUUCUGAGCUAGGGACCAAGGAAAUGUGAGUGUAACAGCGUACUUGAAUAUCAAACCAGUAAAAUCCAAAUUUGCAUUUUUUUC